GAUUAAUUUUAUCCCGCUCCUUCAUUGAUUCAUUUUACUAAGUCAAAUAAAAUAUGUCGACCUUUUGUGUGGUCGCUAUAAGUUGGACUGAUUUUAUUCCAUCCUUUUGAGUGUAUGAGUCGUGUGCGAGUAUGAGCACUGCGUUGCCACCAUGUUUGGCCAGGUUGUAUUCGAAGAGAAUCGAAAAGGCUCAACUCAGAUUGGGUGCAAAAGAUUUCAAUAAACCUAAUGGGAUUUCAAUUCCUGGUCACAAAGUGAAUCGGAAGAUAUUUUGUACACCCCUUGGAUUGGAGGAAGAAUUUUCAGCAUUACAGUCAAAAGAUUUGUCCGAGGAUGAGGAGGAAACUUCACCCCUUGAACGACCACCCAACAGUGAAGAGUUGAAGGCGUUACUCGCUGAUUCUGAGAGAUCGAAGCUCAUAAGGAAACUGAGUGAAGCAAAUCAACAGAAUAGGUUUCUCAAACGCCAGUUACAAGUGAAGGAAGAUGCUCUGGUUAAUUUCAAGAGCGAACUUGCUGUCAUAGAGAUUGAGAUUCAGGCUUUGGUUAACUUGGCACAAGAAAUUGCUAGUUACAAUAUUCCAAAAGGUUCAAAAAAGAUUAAUGGAAAAUACAUUCAAUCUCACCUCCUUUCACGGCUGGAAGCUGUCCAAGAAAAGUUGGAGGCGCAGAUCAAGGAUGUGGAUGCUGCACAAUCCAAAGAGGUUCCCUUAUUUUGGCAUGGUGUGGCAGAGAGUGUGCAUGUAAUGGGCUCAUUUGAUGGCUGGAGCCAAGGAGAACACCUAUCACCUGAAUAUAUAGAUUCAUACACGACAUUUUCGACUACAUUGGCGCUUAGACCCGGAAGGUAUGAAAUAAAAUUUUUAGUAGACGGGGAAUGGAAACUGUCACCUGAAUUCCCCACUAUUGGCGAGGGGUUCAUGCAGAACAAUUUACUUAUUGUUGAGUAGCAUUACGGGCUAUUAGUUUGUUUGCAGAUUAGUUUUUCUUAGUAGGAAGUAUAUAAUAACUUUUACAUAUAAAUCAUAUGGGCGAAAACCUUGAGGCUGAGCAAGAUAGGUAUUUGUUUAUUCUAUUUUCUUAUGUUUUGAGUUCUUUUUAGUUUUUUCAUACUGGUUUCGAAGUCUGCUAUGUUCUUAUUUUUUUAGCUUUUGGCAGUCGUUUGGGUUUUCAUUCUUUUUCUGGAUUUAAAAUUUGGGGGCUUUUAGACGUGUAAUUUAUUCCUUUUGUGGGAUUUGUUACACGUUGAAAUCAGCUUAUAUAAAAU
Messenger RNA from Striga asiatica, 1267 nucleotides. Lineage: Eukaryota; Viridiplantae; Streptophyta; Magnoliopsida; Lamiales; Orobanchaceae. The record is from the annotation of a GenBank genome assembly.